Messenger RNA from Ochotona princeps (American pika), 4556 nucleotides. It is a transcript of the gene SLC39A10, whose product is annotated as solute carrier family 39 member 10. Gene Ontology annotation, molecular function: zinc ion transmembrane transporter activity. The record is from RefSeq and is a predicted model, not a curated record. Gene Ontology annotation, biological process: zinc ion import across plasma membrane; positive regulation of B cell receptor signaling pathway; intracellular zinc ion homeostasis. The coding region runs from base 516 to 3011 and encodes 831 amino acids. Gene Ontology annotation, cellular component: membrane. NCBI's taxonomy places the organism in Eukaryota, Metazoa, Chordata, Mammalia, Lagomorpha, Ochotonidae. The transcript has 10 exons.
CUUCCAUUUCUUAUCUGCUUGCCCAAGGCCGCAGUCACCAACUCGCUAAGCCGAGAGGAAAAAAAAAAAAGGCGAGCGGGGAAGGGCGCUUCACGCAUGCGUUAGAAGCCGCCCCUACUCCCCCGUCGCGUCCUUUCUUGGAACAAAACUAACGUGGAGCCAGAGUUCCGCAGUUUGCGUAGACACGAAUCUCCUCUUGCUCCGGCUCUCCGAGUGGAACCCGCGAGGAAGGCGCGAGGGGUGCCGCACCCUACGCAAGCGGCGUUACCCGAACUGAAUGGCCGGGUAGUGCGUGUACGUCCAUGGCGUAGCACCCACAGGCGGACGGGGUGCGGCUGCGCAGGGACCCGAGUGGGCCCUGUACGCCACUAGCGUAGCGGAAGGUCUGACGCGCGGGCCUCCGCGACGCAGUUAGCGCAGGCUGCUUUGGUGAAUACACGAUUUGGUGCAAGCCGGGGUUUGGUACCGAGCGGAGAGGAGAUGCACACGGCACUCGAGUGUGAGGAAAAAUAGAAAUGAAGGUACAUAUGCACACAAAAUUUUGCCUCAUUUGUUUGCUGACAUUUAUUUUUCAUCAUUGCAACCAUUGCCAUGAGGACCAUGACCACGGCCCUGAAGAGUUUCACAGGCACCAUCAUGGGAUGACGGAAUUGGAGCCAAGCAAAUUUUCAGUGCAGGAUGCUGAAAAUGAAAAAAAGUACUAUAUUGAAAAACUUUUUGCCCGUUACGGUGAAAAUGGAAGAUUAUCCUUUUUUGGUCUGGAGAAACUUUUAACAAACUUGGGCCUUGGAGAGAUUAAAGUAGUUGAGAUUAAUCAUGAGGACCUUGGCCACGAUCAUGUUUCUCACUUAGAUAUUUUGGCGGUUCAAGAGGGAAAGCACUUCCACUCACAUAACCACCAGCAUUCCCAUGAUCAUUUAAAUUCAGAAAAUGAAACUGUGACCAGCGUUUCCACAAAACGAAACCAUAAAUGUGACCCAGAGAAAGAGACCGUUGAAGUGUCUGUGAAAUCCGACGAUAAGCACACACGUGAACACAGUCAUCGCGCACACCAUCGCCAUCGUUUGCAUCAUCACCUUGACCGAAACGUGACCCGCCAUUUUUAUAAUGAUUCCGUUGGCCACAGAGAGCGUGGGGAGCCUAGACAUGAACCUUCAACAGAGACCAACAAAACACGGGCCCAGUCUGACAUCAGGCCGCUGAAAGGAAGGAAGAAGAACAAGGAGAAAAACAAUGAAAAUUCUGAAGUUAACACACCUGGUUUUUCCCCUAUCCAUGGUCAGGGUGAACAGUCCGAGCACAAUCGAGUCCACAAACCCGAUCGCGUACAAAGCGUGGGUCAUUCUCACGGACACCUAGAGCACAGUGGCCAUGAUCCUGGUCACGGACGCCAAGAUGCUGAUCCUGAUAACGAAGGGGAGCCCCGACACACAAGGAAGCGAGAAGCACCGCAUGUAAAAAAAAGUGCAGUUUACCCAGCUGCUAGUCACAAGGACCAUAAUGAAGAUGACCGUCAACAUGAAUGUUUGAAUGUCACUCAGUUGUUAAAAUACUAUGGCCAUGGUGCCAACUCUCCCAUCUCACCGGAUCUUUUUACAUAUCUCUGCCCUGCACUGUUAUAUCAAAUCGACAGCCGACUUUGUAUUGAACAUUUUGACAAACUGUUAGUUGAAGACUUAAAUAAGGAUAAAAAUUUGGCUCCUGAAGAUAAAGCAAACAUUGGGGCAUCAGCGUGGAUUUGUGGUAUCAUUUCUAUCACUGUCAUUAGCCUGCUUUCCUUGCUAGGCGUGAUUUUGGUUCCCAUCAUUAACCAAGGAUGCUUCAAAUUCCUUCUCACAUUCCUUGUUGCACUAGCUGUGGGAACCAUGAGUGGAGAUGCCCUUCUUCAUCUGCUACCGCACUCUCAGGGUGGACAUGAUCACAGUCAUGAGCACGCACAUGGACAUGGACAUUCUCAUGGACAUGAAUCCAAGAAGUUUCUGGAAGAAUAUGAUGCUGUAUUGAAAGGACUUGUUGCUCUAGGAGGCAUUUACUUGCUGUUUAUCAUUGAACACUGUAUCAGAAUGUUUAAGCACUACAAACAACAAAGAGGAAAACAGAAGUGGUUUAUGAAGCAGAACGCGGAAGAGUCGAGCAUUGGAAGGAAGCUUUCAGACCAUAAGUUAAACAACACCCCAGACGCCGACUGGCUGCAGCUCAAGCCCCUCGCUGGAACUGAUGAUUCGGUUGUUUCCGAAGAUCGGCUUAAUGAAACUGAACUGACCGAUUUAGAAGGCCAGCAAGAAUCCCCUCCUAAAAAUUACCUCUGUGUAGAAGAGGAGAAAAUCAUGGCUCAUUCCCACAGCGACGGCUUACACACCAUCCACGAGCAGGAGCUGCACGCUGCUGCACACAACCACCACGAUGAGAACAAAACUGUGCUGAGGAAGUACAACCAUCAGUGGCACCACAAACACUCCCAUCACUCCCAUGGGCCCUGCCAUUCCGGAUCGGAUCUGAAAGAAACAGGAAUAGCUAACAUAGCUUGGAUGGUCAUCAUGGGGGAUGGCAUCCACAACUUCAGCGACGGGCUCGCGAUCGGAGCAGCUUUCAGUGCCGGGCUGACAGGUGGGAUCAGUACCUCCAUAGCUGUCUUCUGUCAUGAGCUGCCACAUGAAUUAGGUGACUUUGCAGUUCUACUUAAAGCAGGCAUGACUGUAAAGCAAGCAAUUGUGUACAACCUGCUCUCAGCAAUGAUGGCAUACAUUGGCAUGCUCAUAGGCACGGCUGUUGGCCAGUAUGCCAACAACAUCACACUUUGGAUCUUUGCCAUCACGGCAGGCAUGUUCCUGUAUGUCGCCCUGGUGGAUAUGCUUCCAGAAAUGUUGCAUGGUGAUGGUGACAACGAGGAACAUGGCUUCUGUCCAGUGGGGCAGUUCAUCCUGCAGAAUCUGGGCCUGCUGUUUGGAUUCGCCAUCAUGCUGGUGAUUGCCCUCUAUGAAGACAAAAUUGUGUUUGACAUCCAGUUUUGACCAUUCCCAGCCCGCUCUGCUGGUCGCAGCAAUGUCACCAUGCAGCCUCGCAUCUGUCCCUUGUACAGCAGGCACACUGCUCAAAGGAGAGUCCGUGGCUUGCACUACUUACGCGUUCCCUAGACUGGAGCCUAAUCCCAAGACUGGUGCUCAGGCCCGUUUCCCCUGUGUAAGAGGGGUCUUUUCAAAAUACAGAGCUUGUGAUAAAGAGAGGAGAAAAUGGGACUCCUUCAACCGAUAUUGACAUAGGUUUAAGACUUUAAAAGAAAAUCAUAUACAACACUAAAGUAGCCUGUUACUAGAAACUUCUGUGGCUAUGCAGAAAUAGAAAUUGAACCAAAAAAAUCAUUUAAACUUUAAAAAUAUUUUAAAUGGACUUUGGGCAACAUUUUUGUGUGUGCUAAGAAUGGAUAGUAGUGUCCUUCGAUUCUACUGCAUAAAUUCAUACGGUGAUAGGGAUCAGCUUGACACAACUUGGAAGCUGCAGAAAGUAGGCUAUAGGAACUAGAGCAAAGCUCAGGCUGCAUUAGAGUAUGAUUUUAGCAUUGGAAAGCCCCUUAUUCUUGAAUCUAGAGUUACUAUUUUUGUAUAUAUUUGCAUAGUUUAAACUUGCAGUCUAAACUACUGAAAUUUGUGAUUGUAUGUUUGUGUGAGCUUCAGUUUAAUGAAAGAUUCAUUAAUGGUUCUUUGUAUUAUUAUAAUACUUGGUGUUUGGGGGUAUUCUGUUUUGUUUUUGCUUUAGUUUUGUUUUUUGUUUUGGGCUGUUGUGGGGAGGGAGUUCAGAGCAUGUGGUCAAAUGUUUAUUCCUUAAAAUUGUUUCCCUCUAGAAAAUAUAUAAAACAAAUGAAACCAAACAUAGCCGAAAUACUCAGUUUUCAACUGUAAUAGUACUCACUUGUGAAUUGGGAAACUUAAGUACUAAACGUUCAGAUUACUUGACUAGUUUGCUGUUGGAACCAAGAGCACACGCUGUGGUCGCUAGUGAAGUUGCAAGGUAGAAAGUCCAAGCUGACCACAUCUAUACAACCAAGUGUCAACUACAGCGGCUACCAGGGUACCCUCGGUGAUCCUGGAGGCCAGCCUGGUGCCGGGUGACUUGAAAGGGAUGUGAAAAUAAUUCAGCUGAAAUCACUUGACCAUUUUGUGCCAAGACAAGCUGUUGGUGCCUGAUAGGUAUCAGUCUCUUUUUUAGGUGCCCUGUUUCCCUACCUUAAUUGUGACUGACUGGUAAGAAGUGCAAGCCAUGUUUAUCCUGCAUUCUGGCUUAAGCAUUAGUAGUAGUAGGCGGCUGCACGUGGCUUUCUUUUUGUGCCUGUGCCUCCCAGUCUUCAGUUUUGCUGGGUAACCUGUAAUUGAAGUGUGAGCAGCUAGCUUUGUUUUAAUCUGCUCGGCAAACAGUACAGCUGCUUUAAAAACCUUAAGUGUUCAGAUAUGUCAGAGCCAAACACUCUGCAUUCCAUUUCCAGCAUUUCUGUGUGGUCCUCCUCUGCCCAGUUCCAUUCCCCUAACGCCGUGAACCUUUUCAAACACAGCUUUGAGAGCAGC